AUGGUGGGUGCAGAAGUUUCUGAAGACUUGCAAGAUGAUUCUGACGCCGUCCUGAUUGUAGUGUGUACUCUGGCAGGGGAGACAACCAAGAUGUCGUGGGCACGCAGCAGCAGAGUUCAGGACCGCAUGGCCGAGCUCGCUGCUUUCUAUCCGUCGAUGGGCCUGCUGAGGCUUCAGGUCCUUGGCGGCGAGACAGUUCCGCCGGAUGCUAUCGCAGCUGACUUAGAAGGCCACGUCUUGCAGGUGGUUGGGCUCGGGCUACCAAGAUGGUUAGAGCAGUCGUGCACUUUUUUGAUGACGGCCGAUACCGCUCUGAUCCCGGGCUUUCGGAAGCUGGGCCAGGUACGACUGGAGUUCAUGUGGCCGAACAGUUUCAGGUGCGAGGCCAUGGAGAUGCUGCUGGAUAUCACGCAUGAUGUCGAGGAUAUUCAGUGUUAUUCUGCAAAGUCUGGCACUUUGGAAGUCUGCUACACCACAACGGCAGCAGGGACACAGGAGUGCCUGCAGCUGUCUCCUGGCCAUGAGGAAGCCUCUUCCAAGCUCUCCGCCGUUGCAAUGGGCAUCAGAAGCUGUGAGCCCUGGUGCUUCCAAAGUCCUGGAUGUAUCCCCACAUGGCUCCUCCAGAACUCACCAGGCAAACUUUGGGGAUGCUGGCAAGUGUACCGGACAGAGUGUACAACUUCUGCAUCAAAAUCCCUCUGGGAGCGGCUGGUUGCUCAAAACACGAAUUUUAGAGCGAAGAAAAGUCUCAGCCGGCCUGUCUCUUCCAUCUGA
Symbiodinium natans is the source of this 774-nucleotide messenger RNA. The record is from the annotation of a GenBank genome assembly. NCBI's taxonomy places the organism in Eukaryota, Dinophyceae, Suessiales, Symbiodiniaceae.